Messenger RNA from Penicillium macrosclerotiorum, 420 nucleotides. RefSeq lists its product as uncharacterized. The record is from RefSeq and is a predicted model, not a curated record. The transcript has 2 exons. Lineage: Eukaryota; Fungi; Ascomycota; Eurotiomycetes; Eurotiales; Aspergillaceae. The coding region runs from base 1 to 420 and encodes 139 amino acids. Gene Ontology annotation, biological process: negative regulation of apoptotic process; protein stabilization.
AUGUCAGAUCCCAUACCAUCAGCAACAGCAGAUCCUGAUGCAGUGGAGCAAAAGCUUCCCGCCAAUGCUGAAGAUCGUAAAGCUGCGGCUGCGCUGUCCGCGCUGAACAACAGUGCGGUGACUGGUGAUGUUUCGUUUCCCAGAGGGCCAUCUGCAGCCGACCAGGAAGCUCUCAGCAAGGCAAUGAGCCGCCUUGAAGUUGCGGCAGGUAGUAAUACGGAGAAGAGGACCGCAUUUGAUUCACAGAAGAAGGAAUCCGAAGUCAAGAAGAAGGCAGUCAAGAUUGCUGCGGCUGAUGUCGCUUUACUGGCUGACCAGUUGGAUCUCCACAAGAACAAGGCGACUGAGCUGCUCAAGGCCAACGAGGGAGAUAUUACCCGUGCUAUGAGGGCAUUCAUUACCCCCUCAUUUCGGGCAUGA